UAUUACCCAAUGUUAUAAAAGUUGAUUUCCAAACCCAAAUAAUAUAUUAGAGUAUAUGUUGUGGGCUCCAAUCUAAUAGUAGAAUAACUCUAUUUUUCUUACAUUGUCAGAAUGCCCCUCCUUGGGACCAUACCACUUCUAUAUAUACCCACUUGAAACCCUAGUUUGGAACAAGCACUCAACACAGCUGCAGAGAGAGAGAGAGAGAAUGAUGACUUUUGGCCUAAAAGCAUCCUUGCUCCUACUAGCUAUUCUCUUAUUCACAGAUUGUUUGCAUGUUCAAGGCCAGAACUGUAAGCCAAGCGGCAAGAUUAGGGGGAAGAAACCUCCUCCUGGAGAAUGCAACGACGGCAAUGACUCUGAAUGCUGUAAAGAAGGCAAGUUUUACACAACAUACAAGUGCUCUCCACAAGUAUCUAGCCAUACCAAGGGAUUCCUCACUCUCAAUGGCUUUGAUAAGGACCAAGAUGGAGGUGCCCCAUCUGAAUGUGACAACCACUACCACUCUAAUGACAUUCCUAUUGUGGCACUGUCAACUGGUUGGUACAACAAAGGGAGCAGGUGCUUAAACAACAUCACCAUAACUGCUAAUGGGAGGAGCGUGGUGGCCAUGGUGGUUGAUGAGUGUGACUCUACUAUGGGGUGUGAUACAGACCAUGAUUAUCAGCCCCCAUGUGAUAACAACAUUGUUGAUGCCUCGAGAGCUGUGUGGAAAGCCUUGGGUGUGCCUGAUGACAAAUGGGGAGGGAUGGAUAUAACUUGGUCUGACGUUUGUCACCCAAGUGGCAAGAUUAGGGGUAAGAAACCCCCUCCUGGAGAAUGCAACCAAGGCAAUGACUCUGAUUGCUGUAAAGAAGGAAAGCUUUACACAACAUACAAGUGUUCUCCAACGUUAUCUAGUCAUACCAAGGCAUAUCUUACUCUUAAUGGCUUUGAGAAAGAUGAAGAUGGUGGUGCUCCGUCUGAAUGUGACAAUCAGUACCACUCUGAUGACACACCGGUUGUGGCACUGUCAACUGGAUGGUAUAACAAAGGGAGCAGGUGCUUAAACAACAUCACUAUUACUGCUAAUGGGAGGAGUGUGGUGGCUAUGGUAGUCGAUGAGUGUGACUCAACCAUGGGAUGUGAUAGCGACCAUGAUUAUCAGCCUCCAUGUGCCAACAACAUUGUUGAUGCCUCAAGAGCUGUGUGGAAAGCCUUGGGGGUGCCUCGUGACCAAUGGGGAGGGCUUGAUAUCACUUGGACCAACGCUUAAUUUCGUGCAGUCAUCUGUGUUUAAGAGUAUUGUUGUUCUAUUUCUUAGUAUGUAUCUUAUGUAAGGUUGAAUGUAGUCUUCAUACUCCCUCCAUCGUGUCAGAUAAUAGUAAAAAUCUAUUGAAUUUAUCUA
Molecule: messenger RNA, 1387 nt
Organism: Vitis vinifera (wine grape)
Lineage: Eukaryota; Viridiplantae; Streptophyta; Magnoliopsida; Vitales; Vitaceae
Exons: 2
Coding region: 209-1255 (348 amino acids)
Source: RefSeq, a predicted model, not a curated record